This is a messenger RNA of Paramecium octaurelia, 1054 nucleotides long. The record is from the annotation of a GenBank genome assembly. NCBI's taxonomy places the organism in Eukaryota, Ciliophora, Oligohymenophorea, Peniculida, Parameciidae.
AUUAAUGUGCGAAGAUUCUCGUGCAAUCCUAGAUGAAUUAUUUGGCAAGGAGAGAAAUGUGGUUGCGAGUAAGAGGAAAAACGAUGCUCAUUAUUGGAAUGAGGAUGUGUGCAAGAAUAUACUGGUUUCGAAGUGUUUUAAUGAUCUUUGGAAACAUACAAAAUAUGAUCAUGAGGGAGAAUGCAAUAAGAGACAUGAUCAAUUCUUCAUUAAUGAAUUCAGCAGUGAUAGGAGUUUAAAGAAGCAGUAGAGAGAAAAGAAAUACAUAGAAGAAGCAAUAGGUUUAGUAUGAACCUAAUAAUUAUAUUAGCUUACAUCCAAGAUAAGUUGAAGGAAGUAGACAAGAUAUUGACCAAGCAUGAAGAGUAAGUUGAAUAAUCAAGUAAACUAUAAGUGGCAGAUAGACCCAAGGAAAUAUAGGAUAGACUUGACAAUAUGGAAAGAUAGAUUAAUCUAUUGACAGAUUAGAGUGAGAAGAUGGGCGAAUAAGGAAAGAUAGAGGAGUCAGAAAGAUUGAUUAUGGAGGCAGACAAUUUAAAGAAGGCUAGAGAAGAUGUAUUACUUGCGUAUGAGGGUACAAACAAUCCAUUUAAAACAUAUAAAAUUUGUGAGGUUUGCGGGGCUAGACAAUCUCUUUACGAGACAGAGAACAAAGUCAAGUAUUGAUCUUAGUAUUAUUACUUAGAACUCAUCUCGAUGGUAGAAUUCACUAAGGAUUUUCAACAAUUAGAGUAGAAUUGCAAAAACUGUAGGUGCGAAGAUUGGUAUUGGAGAAGAUAUUGGAAGAGGAAGCUAGGAAGUAGGAAUUCAAGGAAGACAUUGCAAAAGAUAAGGAGUAGGAGAAGGAAAAGGAGAGAGAGAAGUAGAAGGACAAGAAGGAGAAGGAGAGAUCGAGAAGUAGAGAGAAUUCAAGAGAGAAGAGUAAGAAAAAGAGUAGUAAGAAGAAGAAGGACAAGGAGAAAGAGAAAGAGAGGAGCAAGUCAAGAAAGCAUAACAAGUAAAAUUAAAAUAUAUAUAAAUUUAAUAGGAAACACCACAAGCAUUGAGAUAUAAC